Ipomoea nil (Japanese morning glory) is the source of this 1692-nucleotide messenger RNA. RefSeq names its product protein EARLY-RESPONSIVE TO DEHYDRATION 7, chloroplastic-like. Gene Ontology annotation, cellular component: plasma membrane. The record is from RefSeq and is a predicted model, not a curated record. Lineage: Eukaryota; Viridiplantae; Streptophyta; Magnoliopsida; Solanales; Convolvulaceae. The coding region runs from base 205 to 1560 and encodes 451 amino acids. The transcript has 4 exons.
UGGGCUUCUGCACCUCCACGGAUUGAACACGUAUCCAAACACGUCAAGCUCGUUUAUAAAUUAUAAUCUUAACCGACUUCUCUUCCAUCUUGCUUGGAAUUUACGUUUUCAUUCAUAUAAAAAGCCCAUUUUUUUUUUUUUUCUUUCUGCUGUCCUCAAAUCAAGAGAUCAAAACGCAGACAGGAAGGAGAAAAAGAAGGAGCCAUGUCCAAAUCUCUGUACCCACAAGUCUUCGAUUCAAACCCAGAUUCCAAUUCUCCGUUCGUUUCGAACCCAAGCAAAAGCCCCUCUUCGGGUUCUUCUCUAUACCCAACUAUUGAUAUGAAUGAUUUGGCAGAAAAUCUGUUUCCAGAUAAGGAAGAUGAAGCCGCCCAAAGAAAACCAGAUUCAGAACAUCCCGCUGCUGCUUUUGAAUCUUCUGAAGAAGUGAUCAUCAGAAUCCCGGGUUCCAUAGUUCAUUUGAUCGAUAAAGACCGGAGCAUUGAACUCGCCAGCGGGGAGUUCACCAUCGUUCAGCUCAAACAAGACAACAACGUUGUGGCGAUUCUUGCCCGUGUCGGGGAAGAAAUUCAAUGGCCGUUGGCCAAAGACGAGGCUGCGGUGAAGCUCGACGAGUCUCACUACUUCUUCAAUCUUCGCACUCCGCCGGAAGCGGACUCCGACGACGAGGGCGAGGGCGAGAUCAGAGUGGACUCGUCGGAGAAUAUGCUGAACUACGGGUUGACGAUUGCAGCCAAGGGUCAGGAAGGGCUGCUGAAAGAGCUUGAUGGAGUAUUGGAAAAGUACAGUGCAUUCAGAGUGGAGAAAGUGGUCGCUGAAAGGUGGGGAGUGAUGGCGAAGGAUGUCUCACCGGCGGAGAUGGAGAAGAAAGAAAAGAAAGAGGCGGUGGAGAAGAGCUCCGCCGCGUACUGGACCACCCUAGCUCCCAACGUUGAGGAUUACAGUGGCAGCGUCGCAAGAAUGAUCGCCGCCGGUUCAGGGCAUUUGGUGAAGGGGAUCUUGUGGUGUGGGGAUGUGGCCAUUGACAGAUUGAAUUGGGGGCAUGAAUUUCUGACUAAGAAAAUGGGAAAGGGCGCUACCUCUGAGAUUAGUCCUGCGGCCAUGAGAAGAAUGAAAAGAGUGAAGAAGAUGACAAAGAUGUCAGAAAAGGUGGCAACCGGCAUACUUUCCGGCGUGGUAAAGGUGUCUGGAUUCUUCACAAGCACAAUUGCAAACUCUAAAGCUGGCCAAAAAUUCUUCAGCCUCCUUCCUGGGGAAAUUAUUCUUGCCUCCUUGGAUGGCUUUAACAAGGUGUGUGAUGCUGUUGAAGUGGCGGGAAGGAAUGUGAUGUCAACAACAUCUACUGUGACAACUGGACUUGUUUCACAAAGGCAUGGAGAGCAAGCGGCGGAGGUGACAAGAGAAGGAUUUGACGCGGCAGGGCAUGCAAUUGGGACAGCCUGGGCUGUGUUUAAGAUAAGAAAAGCUCUCAAUCCUAAAAGUUCCAUUAAACCUACGAGUUUAGUGAAAGCUGCUGCGGCUGAGGCUAAAUCUGCUAAAUUGAAGGCCAAGACCAAGUGACAUAAUAUUAUGUAAUUAUUGCCUAUAAAUUUGGCUGUGCUGUUGUGCUCUCAAUUACUAUAUCUUUUGCUACCUAUACGGUGACAGUGACACAGUGGUUGAAGUAGUUUGGUUUAUUUGUUUUGGACUUUU